AUGUCAUUACCAUCAUGGUGUCCUCCCUACUCAUCACGCAAAACUGGAGUCAAUGGUGAAGAUGUUUACUGUAUAUGCAAGAAUCCCGACAAUGGAGACUUGAUGGUUGGUUGUGAUGGAUGUGAUGAUUGGUUCCAUUUCAAAUGUUUGAAAAUACCAGAGACAUAUAGGAAACUAGUUUACUCAUUCCAUUGUCCCUACUGUGAAGCCGGCAUAACAGGACCUGCCUCUCAAGGUGCUAACGAUUUACCCAAGACUAUUUGGAAGCGUAAAUGUAGGUUGGAUUACUGUUAUAACCCGUGUCAGUCCAACAGUAAGUACUGUUCUGGAGAGCAUGGUGAAGAAUAUAUGAGAACAAUGUUGGCUAAAGUGGAAAUUCCAGGAUUGCAACACGAUGCACAGUUGCAGCUGUUUAAAGAUAUGGCUAAUUAUCACAAGAAUGACAGUACCGCUGAACAAUUUCAACAAAUUGGUAAUGAAGAAUUCAUUCAUGAUGAACCCAAGGAUCAAGAUUCCCUAUAUGCGGAGAUUGUCAGGGAUGAUAAGAGGUUGAUGGAACUGCAAGAUAACGUUAAGGAACUGGGCGAGAAGACUAUUCCAGCAACGAAGGCUGGAUUAGAUACUUUGAGCAAGUAUUUAAAAUGGCUCGAGGAAAUUAAUGUCAAAUUAGCGUUACGAGGAGACUUAAAUCUAGGAGAAGAUGCUACUAAUGGUACAUCCACCAAUGCCCGUGGUAAAAAUAAGAAAAAGUUCAACAAGGCCAAGGCAAAGCAGAGAAACUGCAUAUGUGGGUACGAUCCAGAUUUUCAAAUACCAUGUGGUGUGGAUGAAUUUGUUAGUGAGUACAGUCCGGAUCUGCCGCAUGUGAAAGGCAUUUGUGUCAAGGUACGUUGUAGUAAACACUCCAGUUGGGCUACUAUGCAAUUGGAAGAGCAGGAGCAACAAUUGAGCUCCCUGGAGAGCUACCAAACAAGGUUAGAGCUUCUGAUAAGAAUGCGUAAGGAACAGUUACAUAUCCACUAUUAUGAACAACUGCUACGAAGGAAAGAUUAA
Molecule: messenger RNA, 1053 nt
Organism: Zygosaccharomyces rouxii
Lineage: Eukaryota; Fungi; Ascomycota; Saccharomycetes; Saccharomycetales; Saccharomycetaceae
Gene: SPP1
Product: Spp1p
Exons: 1
Coding region: 1-1053 (350 amino acids)
Biological process (GO): positive regulation of DNA-templated transcription
Cellular component (GO): Set1C/COMPASS complex
Source: RefSeq, a predicted model, not a curated record